Punica granatum (pomegranate) is the source of this 1815-nucleotide messenger RNA. The record is from RefSeq and is a predicted model, not a curated record. NCBI's taxonomy places the organism in Eukaryota, Viridiplantae, Streptophyta, Magnoliopsida, Myrtales, Lythraceae.
AACCUAUCUCUGUCUCUCUCCUCCACUUUCUCUCUCUCUUUCUUUGCAACUCCUCGCUCUCCCUCCUCUCCCUCCUCUCCCGACCUUUCUCAUCAGUCCCAUUCCCCUCGAUCGACUGAAUUGAACAACAGCGGCAGCAAUGGCGUCUAAAAUUUCAAAAAGUUUCAGCCUUUACGGUUAUGACCUGCUUCUGGGAUCGAUUGCCGCCUUUUAUGUGUUCAUGGCACCUUACACUAAGGUCGAGGAGAGCUUCAACGUUCAGGCGAUGCAUGACAUUCUUUACCAUCGGCAUCACUUAGAUAAGUAUGAUCACCUGGAGUUCCCUGGUGUUGUUCCUCGCACUUUUAUUGGUGCUUUCCUGGUGUCAAUUUUAGCAUCACCGUUUGUAUUUGUGAUGGGCUUGCUGCAGUUUCCUAAGAUUUAUAGUCUUAUAGCAGUUCGACUGGUGUUAGGUGGGAUCAUAUUAUUGACGUUAAGGUUCUUUCGCAUCCAGGUUAGAAACAAGUUGGGACGUCAAGUAGAAGCUUUCUUUGUCAUAUUAAGUGCACUGCAGUUUCACUUGCUUUUCUACUGUAGCCGUCCACUUCCUAAUACAUUGGCACUUGGUUUAGUGAACAUUGGAUAUGGGUUUUGGAUGAAAGGGAAAUUUUAUCUAGCCUUGAAUUCGCUGAUCUUUGCAACACUUGUCGUUAGAUGUGAUAUUCUGCUGCUCCUUGCCCCUCUUGGUGUAGAACUUUUAUUGACGAAAUCAAUUUCAUUACUGCAAGCCCUUAAAUACUGCGUUGGAGCAGCUCUUCUGUGUGUAGGUCUUACAACUUUGGUUGACACAAUCAUGUGGAGGAGAUUCUUGUGGCCUGAAUUUGAAGUCUUCUGGUUUAACUCUGUUUUGAAUAGGAGCUCUGAAUGGGGUACUCACCCUAUUCACUGGUAUUUUACUUCAGCCCUACCUCGCAUGUUGCUCAUAGCUUACCCUCUUUCCAUGCUUGGUGUGUUGCUUGAUAGGAGACUACUGUUUUAUGUGAUUCCCGUAUAUUCCUUCAUUCUGCUUUACUCUAAACUUCCACACAAGGAGCUGCGUUUCAUAAUUGGUUCGGUUCCAAUGUUCAACUUAGCAGCGGCAGUUACAGCUAGCAGAAUCUAUAAUAACCGAAAAAAGAGUUUCUGGAAGCUGCUCUUUCUCGCGAUGGUAGGAUCAUUUUUGGUCAGUCUAGGGUGCACAGUGCUCACCUUCUUGGCGUCGUAUGAGAAUUAUCCCAGUGGCUAUGCAUUGAAAUACCUGCACAAGAGUGGCCAUCUCGCUAAAGACACAGAAGAGCAAUGGGUCCACAUUGACACGUUCUCAGCCAUGAAUGGAAUAUCUCGUUUCUGCGAAGAUGAUAAUCUUUUCAGGUACUCUAAGGAAGAAGGGAUUCUCCUAGAAGAUUUCAGCCGGAGAAAUUUCACCUAUCUUAUAAGUGAGCAUGCUGCUGUUGGUGGAUACAAGUGCUUAUUCUCGGUGAAGGGAUUCUCGAGGAUCAGUCUUCAGAACAGGUCUCCUCCGGUCACACUGGUUAAAGUGCCUAAAGUUUUCGUUCACGGGAAUCUGAAUUACCGAGACAUAUUUGAUAGGAGUUGGCCGGGAUGCUUUUGAUACCAUGACUUUGCUUUAGAUCUGUAAUUGGCAGAAAAAACUGGCAGGGCCAGAAGAAUGGAAAUACUGUUUAUCGGAAUGGAAAUAUGAAAACGGAAAUUCUGAACUGUUUCAGAUCAUAUUCCAUCUAUUCCCAUAUUUGAAGUCAUUGAAACUCUCUUCCUACCAAUUAUUAUAAGCUUCUC